UUUAAAGCAACAUGUUGACAAAAACAUUUUAUUUUGUUUCAUAUUUAUCUUAAUGCCACACCACUUCUCUCGACGCGACGCAGUGUAGCCGGUUCCUAAUUUUUACGAAGUUCGUACAGGAAAAGAAAAAAAGCGGCUGUGUGCAAUUAUGGCACCUCCAUCAUCCUCAAAACCUCCAGCGGCUCUUGCUCGUGCAGUCGCCAGUAAACGUUUUAAUGGUGAACAUUUCUUACAAAGAUUCUAUAGAAAAUAUGUAAACUUUGAAUUUGUUAAAUACCUUAUCUUUGAUCCGGCUGCUUUGCCCAUUGUUAGCGUUUUUAUUUUGCUGGCUGAAUUGGUUUUGAAUGUUUUGGUUAUAAACCGUGUGCCGUAUACGGAAAUUGAUUGGAAGGCUUAUAUGCAAGAGUGUGAAGGAUUCUUGAAUGGUACCACCAAUUAUGCACAGUUGAAAGGUGAUACUGGACCUUUAGUUUAUCCUGCUGCCUUCGUAUACAUCUAUUCAGGUUUAUACUAUCUAACAUCACAUGGACAAAAUAUACGUUUAGCCCAGUAUGUGUUUGGCUUAAUCUAUCUGCUGCAAAUGUGGCUAGUCUUACGCCUUUAUGCCAAGAGUCGCAAAGUGCCUCCAUAUGUUUUAGUAAUAAGUGCUUUCACAUCUUAUCGCAUACAUUCUAUUUAUGUAUUGCGUCUCUUUAACGAUCCAGUGGCCAUACUAUUUCUUUAUGCUGCUAUCAAUCUAUUUAUGGAUCGUCGCUGGACCUUGGGUAGUAUAUGUUUCAGUUUGGGUGUUGGCUGCAAAAUGAAUAUUUUACUUUUUGCUCCGGCUCUUUUAUUGUUUUACUUAAUUAAUUUGGGUCUUGUAAAAACCAUUGUACAGUUAGCGGUAUGUGGCAUGUUGCAGUUGUUAUUGGGUCUGCCCUUCUUGCUGACCUAUCCCUGGCAGUAUAUUAAGGGAAGUUUUGAUUUGGGUCGUGUAUUUGAACAUAAAUGGACUGUUAACUAUAGAUUCUUGCCUAGGGAAUAUUUUGAAAAUAAAUAUUUCCAUUUAUCACUUUUGGCUUUGCAUCUUUUGCUGUUGUUAGUAUUUGCCAAACCCACUAUAUUGUUCUUUAAGAAUUAUACACGCCUUAGACAAUUGCAAUGCCAGUUCCAACCACAAUUGGAUCAACAAAAUAAGAAAUUAAAAGAAAACAAAAAUAAAAAAGCCAAGAAAUCAACUAAAAUUGAAACAAAACCCGCAGAUGAGCGUGAAGAACAAUUAACAGCUGAACAAGAAGCUUUUCUACACAGUUUUGAAAAGGGUUUACAAAAGUCGACGGGUCUCAAGGGACCCAUUAAGCAGCAGCAACCAGAAAAAUCUGCACAAUUCCAAUCGGACCCCGAUAAAGUAUCAGUACAUUUCGAUCAAUGUACCCAAUUGGCUUUGUUGCCAUUUUUCCUCUGCAAUUUCAUAGGAGUGCUGUGUGCUCGUUCUCUACACUAUCAAUUCUAUGUUUGGUAUUUCCACUCAUUGCCCUAUUUGACCUGGUCUACCAACUACAGUUUAGGUUUACGUUAUCUUAUUUUGGGCCUUAUCGAAUUCUGUUGGAAUACCUAUCCCAGUACCCACUUCUCCAGUUUUGUUUUACAUUUAACACAUUUGAUUUUAUUAUUUGGCGUGGGACGCAAUAUGUUCAAAACUCUAAGUCAAAGUAAUGCCAUACGUAAACAGCAGGAUUUAAAUGAUGUUCAAAAGCAAACUGUUAAUGGUACUACAACGCGUGGUCAAUCUAAAACUAAGAAAAAUUAAAAUUUAUAAUUAUUAUAGAAUUAUUGUUAACAUUUAUGAAAAAAGAAAAAAAAUUGAAAUAAAUUGCAGUAGAGAAUAAAAGACGAAUAAAGUUUUGACUCAAAAUUU
Messenger RNA from Lucilia cuprina (Australian sheep blowfly), 1897 nucleotides. It is a transcript of the gene Alg3, whose product is annotated as lethal(2)neighbour of tid protein 2. Gene Ontology annotation, cellular component: endoplasmic reticulum. The coding region runs from base 149 to 1789 and encodes 546 amino acids. Lineage: Eukaryota; Metazoa; Arthropoda; Insecta; Diptera; Calliphoridae. The transcript has 2 exons. Gene Ontology annotation, molecular function: dol-P-Man:Man(5)GlcNAc(2)-PP-Dol alpha-1,3-mannosyltransferase activity. The record is from RefSeq and is a predicted model, not a curated record.